AUGUCGAGUUUUAGAAAGAAUAGUGGCGGAUUAAAUGGUGCAAUCAUUGAUGAUAGGCAUGCAGUUAUAAAUGGAAAUCAUAAUGAAUCGACACCAUUGGUUUCAAGAGAUGGCGAGAAGAAAUUUUUACCAAUACCUUCAUUUUGGAAUACAGUUAAAGCAUUUGCAGGUGCUGGUUCAUUUGCAUUACCAUGGGCAGUAAUGAAUGCAGGUUUAUGGAUUGGCUCAAUUGGUUUAGUAUUGAUUGCAAUCUUAUCAAAUUAUACGAUGAAUAUAUUAUUAAAGUGUUCAAUUAAAAUGACAGAUGAAAAGAUAGGGCCAGAAAAACCAAGUUAUGCAGAUUUAGCUUCAAGAGCUUUUGGUAGAUGGGGUGAAUUAUUUGUUUGUUUUAUGAAUUUCUCAGUAACAAUGAGUAUUUGUAUAUCAUAUCUUAUUUUGAUUGGCCAAAAUUUAGAUGAAUUUACACACAUUGGUUAUAUUCCAAUGAUUUGGAUAGUUUUACCACUUAUAUUAUUAUUAACAUUUUUAACCGAUAUGAAAUACUUGGGUUUUACAUCAAUUUUUGGAGCACUAUCAUUAAUUUUAGCAAUGGUCACAAUUGUUACAUAUGGUAUUAGAGAUAAUCAUGUUCAUCCAUUAAAAGACUAUACAUUUGAUUUCAAAAAUAUUCCAUUAUGGUUUGGUAAUGCAGCUUUCUUCUUUUGUAAUCAUAUUGUUGUAAUUCCAGUUAGUCACGCAAGCGGUGAUAACAAGAAAUAUCCAAAGGUAUUAGACUUUGCCAUGAUUUUUAUUACUAUCAUCAAUACCGCUUUUGCAGUAAUUUGUUAUCUUUAUUAUAAUUUCACUAAUGGUGGUAUUCCAUCUGCUAUCAUCGAUGUUCUUCCAAAAACUGGUGUUUUUGCUAGUAUUGUACGUGCCUGUGUUAUUUUAGAGUUAACCUGUUCAUUCCCAUUAAUUUUUGCUGCUGGUAUUAAUGUUGUUGAUUCAACGAUCAAAUGGUUCCACAAACAUUUUAAUGCUUUUCCAGAGUUAGAGUCAACUUCAAAUGCCCCAUUUUUAUCUAAAAAUUGGAAAUUCUACUUAAUUCGUAUCAUCUUUUGUUCUGGUUUGGCUGGAUUGGCUUCAGCCAUUACUAAUUUUGGCAAUUAUACCUCUUUAAUUGGUUCUCUUAUGUUGGCUAUUGCUGGUUUUGUUGUACCACCAUUACUUUCUCUUAAAUUCUUCCCUGAACAAAACCUAGCCUGGAAAAUUUUCCAUAUUGUUGUUACUAUAUUUGGUGUUGUAGCAACAGUACUUGGAACCUAUUUAUCAAUCAAGGGUUUCAUUAACUAA
Molecule: messenger RNA, 1332 nt
Organism: Dictyostelium purpureum
Lineage: Eukaryota; Evosea; Eumycetozoa; Dictyosteliales; Dictyosteliaceae
Exons: 3
Coding region: 1-1332 (443 amino acids)
Biological process (GO): amino acid transmembrane transport
Cellular component (GO): vacuolar membrane
Molecular function (GO): amino acid transmembrane transporter activity
Source: RefSeq, a predicted model, not a curated record